Molecule: messenger RNA, 1004 nt
Organism: Colletotrichum phormii
Lineage: Eukaryota; Fungi; Ascomycota; Sordariomycetes; Glomerellales; Glomerellaceae
Exons: 2
Coding region: 171-1004 (277 amino acids)
Source: RefSeq, a predicted model, not a curated record
GGCUUUGCUAAGACGCCCUGUGCUAUAUGCAUAAUAAGUAUAAAGCAACGAUGUCUUUAGUGAAAGAUAUCGCUCCCAUUGGAAUAUAAACAUCAAGACCCUGAAAAUCAUUUUAUUUCCAAUUUAAAUCUCCAUCUAUAUCCGCUAUAAGUGAUACGGCCGAGUGCAACAUGGCUGCGAUCGAAGCUACCAAAGAAGAAGCAAUCGACAGGAUUGGCGAUGCCUUCCCUCGCUUCCAAAGAAUAUCGCGAAUCGAGAGCACUCUGAAAGACACCGAAGACCUACCCAAGGCUUUCCCAGUAGUCGCAAAGAAACUCCCCCUCCUGCCCAAGAUCUUCACCUCCAUUAACUCCCACCGGCAGGGGAUCGAAGACACAACGGAAACAGCCAAAGACCUAGAGGCCUUCCACAAAAUUAAACAAUCCACAGAUGUGGGCAGUACACACUGCUCAUCUGGAACAACGAGGCAAGCAAUGAGGCAAUACGACUGGUAUUGUGGGUUGGUUGGUGAUGUUGUGGUGAAGGUGGCUGCGGUGGGCUGGAUCAACCAGGAAGUGGAUCGGGCAGCUGGUGCCUGGGGCACCAGCCACUGCCUCAGCGGCACCGCGCAAAAGACGGCUCGCUACGUGGCCCUGGUGGAGCAAAAUGACGGACAGGGUCUGGAGAAGCUGAUGGAAGACAUGUUGAACCAGAUGAUUGAUGUCGCGAAACCAACGUUUGUGGCCGAAGAGCUUGUGAUCGAGUUGAAUGAGGCGCUGGCUGAGGUAAAGAAGCUCCCGAGAUCGUUGGCGAAGAAGCAGGGGGGGGGGUCGAUUGUGCUGAACAAUUAUGGUGAUGGAGUUCAGUUCCAGCAUAGCGGAACGGGGUCUCAGAAUCACAGCACUGGAGGUUUGAUGGUCACCGGCCAGAACUCAUGGCGCAACAUACAAUCAUGGGAAAGUCUGAGGGCUUGGCGAGACGAGGGAUCAGAAGAGCACGCGUGCGACAUAAGGAUGAGGAGGUAA